AUGUCUACCGAUUUUAAAGGAAAGCUCGCCAUUAUCACCGGAGCAUCCAAGCUCAACGGCAUUGGAUAUGCUACCGCUUACGUCCUCGCUAAAGGCGGCGCCGAUAUUGUGAUUCAUUACAACUCAAACAAGACCGCUGCCGAGGAGUGUCUUGCCAACAUCAAGGCGCUGGGCGUUAAGGCUAUUGCCGUUCAAAGCAACGCCGGCUCCAUCACUUUUGGCGACGAUAUUGUCAAUGCCACUGUUGCAGCGUUCCCAGGCCGAAAGAUUGACAUCAUCAUCAACAAUGCAGGUCACGCUACUUUCCAAGCAAGCACAUUUGAGGCUCCUGUUGAAGAGUUUGAUGCCCUCUUUCAUCCCAACGUUCGAGGUCCUCACCUGCUCAUCCGGGCUGCUCUGCCUCAUAUUGCCUCUCCCGGAGGCCGCAUCGUCAAUAUCAGCAGUGUGGUGGCUCGCACUGGAACCAGAUUUGCUUCGUUGUACACGGCUACCAAGGGAGCGCUCAAUACUCUCACCCUGGCAUGGGCUGAGGAACUUGGCGAGAAGGGUAUUACUGUCAACGUUGUUGCCCCAGGGCCCAUCUCAACAGAUUAUGCAGCGCCAGAGGAGCAUGAAUUGACAAAGAAGUUCCGUGCUCAGCAGUAUAUAAAGCGAGAUGGAACGGCAGAGGAGGUUGCCAAUGCUAUUGUGUUUGCGGUUAGUCCAGGGGCGAGCUUCAUCUCGGGCCAAGUUUUCGGUGUCGAUGGUGGUCUAAGUUACAUCUAA
This is a messenger RNA of Trichoderma harzianum CBS 226.95, 765 nucleotides long. RefSeq lists its product as hypothetical. Lineage: Eukaryota; Fungi; Ascomycota; Sordariomycetes; Hypocreales; Hypocreaceae. Gene Ontology annotation, molecular function: oxidoreductase activity. The transcript is spliced from 2 exons. The record is from RefSeq and is a predicted model, not a curated record. Bases 1 to 765 code for a protein of 254 amino acids.